AUGUCUUCCUCUACCACCAACAGCCGCUUCGACCCUACUUUCACCGACCAAGUGGUCAAUGCCAUGGGUCCCAAGACCCCCGAGCGGGCGCGCGUCAUCCUCGGAUCGUUGAUUCGCCACAUCCACGACUUUGCCCGUGAAGUUGAAUUGACCCCUGCCGAAUGGAUGACGGGUGUGGAAUUCAUCAACUCCAUUGGAGCCAUCAGCACCCCCAUUCGGAACGAGGGUCAUCGAAUCUGCGAUGUGAUCGGUCUGGAAUCGCUCGUGGAUGAGAUCGCCAACAAGAUCGUCACCGAACAGGGCCUGUCUCCAACCUCCAACGUCAUCUUGGGACCCUUCUGGUCCCCCAAUGCGCCCUUCCGCGCUUUGGGUGACAGCAUCAUCCAGGACCCACUCCCCAACGGCCGAGUCACCUAUAUGCACGGUCGUCUGACCGAUAUGGAGACCGGCAAGCCCAUCGCGGGCGCCGUCCUCGACAUCUGGCAAGCCUCCGCCAAUGCCAAGUACGACUUCCAGGACCCCGAGCAGAGUGAGAACAACCUCCGGGGCAAGUUCCGCUCCAACGCCAACGGCGAGUUCUACUGGUACUGCUACCACCCCACGGCCUACUCUCUGCCCACCGAUGGUCCCGCCGGUGUGCUCUUGAACUUGAUGGACCGUUCGCCCAUGCGUCCUGCCCAUAUUCAUCUGAUGAUCACUCACCCGGAAUAUGCCACCGUCAUCAAUCAGAUCUACCCCAGCACCGAUCCCCACUUGGAGAUUGACUCUGUCUUUGCCGUCAAAGACGAUCUUGUGGUGGACUUUAAGCCCAAGACCGACGAUCCCAAGGCGGAAUUGGACCUGGAGUACAAUGUUCGCAUGGCGCAGAAGAAGCACCACCCCCACCCCAACUCGGAGCCUCCCAAGUCCUCCUUUGAGCGUUCCAUGGGCGCUAACAAGCUGUAA
Molecule: messenger RNA, 945 nt
Organism: Penicillium oxalicum
Lineage: Eukaryota; Fungi; Ascomycota; Eurotiomycetes; Eurotiales; Aspergillaceae
Product: putative catechol dioxygenase
Exons: 1
Coding region: 1-945 (314 amino acids)
Biological process (GO): catechol-containing compound metabolic process
Molecular function (GO): ferric iron binding; catechol 1,2-dioxygenase activity
Source: RefSeq, a predicted model, not a curated record